UUUCUCCAGGCACCUCACACGUAAAUCACGAGUGGAAGGCAGGCUUGGUGCCCCCUGCGUCGGGAAGCUGCUGCCCCCUCCCUUGCUCGCACAGGGUUUUGCAGCAGUGGUGGCAGCCGCCACUGAUUCCGGUUCUGGGGAAGCAAUUGAUUCGUCUACUGCCAGCAGCCGGGAGUUGCCUACGCAGACGACAGAGAGAAAGAGAAAGAGAGACAGAAAGGCAGAGAGGAGAGAAAGUGAGAGAUUGAGAGAAAGAGACUGGGAGAGAGAGAGUGGGAGAGAGAUUCACAGAGCAAAAAUGUGCAGAGCAGUCUGAGGGAGCCACUGUCUUUGCCUUGUCCAUUGAUUUGUCUGUUUUCUCCUCUUCUGGCAGUGGCACCUCUGCUGAGCUUUCAAACCAAGUCAUCCGGAGUUAGCGUAUUCCCACCCAGCAGGGAAGAGAGGAGUUGGCAAGAAUUUGGCUCACCCAUUCCCCUUGCAUUCCUCUGGUGUUGUGGAGCACCGGACGUCUGCCAUGACUGACACCGUGUUCAGCAACAGCUCCAAUCGUUGGGUGUGUCCCAGUGACCGACCCCUUCAGUCAAAUGACAAAGAACAGCUUCAGACGGGAUGGUCUGUCCAUCCCAGUGGUCAGCCCGACCGACAGAGGAAGCAGGAAGAGCUGACCGAUGAGGAGAAGGAAAUCAUCAACAGGGUGAUUGCUCGUGCCGAGAAGAUGGAAGAGAUGGAGCAGGAGCGAAUCGGGCGCCUGGUGGACCGUCUGGAGAACAUGAGGAAGAACGUGGCUGGGGACGGGGUGAACCGCUGCAUACUGUGCGGAGAACAGCUGGGGAUGCUGGGCUCUGCCUGUGUGGUGUGUGAGGACUGUAAGAAGAACAUCUGCACCAAGUGUGGAGUGGAGACCUCCAACAACCGUCCGCGUUCUGUGUGGCUCUGCAAAAUCUGCAUCGAGCAGAGAGAGUUGUGGAAGCGUUCCGGAGCAUGGUUCUUCAAGGGCUUCCCCAAACAAGUCCUCCCACAGCCUAUGCCCAUAAAGAAGACCAAGUCCCAGCAGCCUGGCAGUGAGCCCGCUGCCCCCGAGCAGCCCGCCCCUGAGCCCAAGCACGCUGCCCGGGCUCCAGCUCGAGGCCCUGACCUGGCCUCAGCUCCUGGGCGAGGAAGCUAUGGGCCUCCUGUGCGCAGGGCCUCUGAGGCACGAAUGAGUUCAUCUAGCCGGGACUCAGAGAGCUGGGACCACAGCCACGGUGGGACCAGCAGUGAACCCAGCCGGAGCCCAGCAGGUUUGAGACGGGCUAACUCGGUCCAGGCCUCUAAACCUGCUCCGGCCUCGACGCAGAGCCCAGCACCUCCUCAGCCUGGACAGCCAGGGCCCCCAGGAGGCAGCAGACCCAGUUCCGGGCCAGCCGGACGAUUUCCAGAUCAGAGACCAGAGGUGGCUCCUGGCGACCCUGGCUAUACAGGGGCCACCGCCCCACCCCAGGAGGAGAGAACAGGGGGCGUUGGGGGCUACUCGGCAGCCGGAGCGAGGGAGGACCGUGCGGGCCACCCUCCGGGCCCCUACUCCCAAGCGUCUGCUGCUGCCCCCCAGCCGGCCGCGGCCCCUGCCCGCCAGCCCCCACCCCAGGAGGAGGAGGAGGAGGAAGCCAACAGCUACGAUUCAGAUGAAGCAACCACCCUGGGUGCCCUGGAGUUCAGCCUUCUCUAUGACCAGGACAACAGCUCCCUGCACUGCACCAUCAUAAAGGCCAAGGGACUGAAGCCCAUGGAUUCCAAUGGCUUGGCCGAUCCCUACGUUAAGCUGCACCUCCUGCCGGGAGCCAGCAAGUCCAACAAGCUUCGUACAAAAACCCUGCGGAACACCCGAAACCCCAUCUGGAACGAGACUCUGGUGUAUCAUGGCAUCACGGACGAGGACAUGCAGAGGAAGACCCUCAGGAUCUCUGUCUGUGAUGAGGACAAAUUUGGCCAUAACGAGUUUAUCGGAGAGACCAGAUUCUCCCUCAAGAAACUGAAGCCAAACCAGAGGAAGAACUUCAAUAUCUGUCUGGAGCGGGUGAUCCCGAUGAAGCGUGCGGGGACCACCGGAACAGCCCGAGGCAUGGCCCUUUAUGAGGAGGAGCAGGUGGAGCGUAUUGGUGACAUAGAGGAACGCGGCAAGAUCCUGGUGUCCCUCAUGUACAGCACACAGCAGGGAGGCCUCAUUGUGGGCAUCAUACGCUGUGUGCACCUGGCGGCCAUGGACGCCAAUGGCUACUCAGAUCCAUUCGUCAAGCUCUGGCUGAAACCAGACAUGGGAAAGAAAGCCAAACAUAAGACUCAAAUUAAGAAGAAAACCUUGAAUCCUGAAUUUAAUGAGGAGUUUUUCUAUGACAUCAAACAUAGUGACCUGGCGAAGAAGUCACUGGACAUCUCAGUCUGGGACUAUGACAUCGGCAAGUCCAAUGAUUACAUCGGAGGCUGCCAGCUGGGCAUCUCAGCCAAGGGAGAGCGCUUAAAACACUGGUACGAGUGUCUGAAAAACAAAGACAAGAAGAUCGAACGCUGGCACCAGCUACAGAAUGAGAACCACGUGUCGAGUGAUUAGGAUGGAGCCCAGGCCCCCAGCCCCAUGCCCCAUCCCCCCAGCCUACCCCAGCUGCCCUUGCGCUCUGGUCUCGUCUCUACACCUCCCACACCCCAUCCCUCCCAGAGCCUGCCUUUGAGGUCUGCCCCACACCUUGGACGUUGCCACCCAAAGCCUCCCCUUUCUGUGAUGCUGCGAUGCAGCCCCUCUCUGAUCCCUCAGGGUUGGAGCCACAGGGAUCAAGAUGGAGAGAUUUUCACAAGAAGGUUGUUAAUUUAACAACUACUCAGCCUGGGUAAAUUACAAAGGUUCUUCAUCAUUUGGGACUGUUUUUAGACCCUCCUUGUCCUUGGACUCACACUCACACACACAUACACGCACACACACAAAAUUUGUGUUUCCUACAUCUCAUCUGCCUGUAUCCUCAGUUGUCAGCAGAACUAGACAAGGCUGUGAGGCUGAGCAUUGGGGCAGACAUGGGGCAGACAUAGAGCAUCCAGGCUCCCGUCCAGGUACCCACCUCUUCCACAUCAGACACCCUAAUUGCCAUGAAAACAGACCCCCGUGUUUAAAACCUGCCCCCAUGACUAGGAACCCAGCUUCCCAGCUACAGAUGCAUCAGGAAAUGACCAUGCAGAAUACCCAAAGGGGCUUACUUAGUAGUCCCCCUCUUUCAGGAUGUCCUCUAUUUGCUUCCUAGCAGAAGACAGCUCCCAUCCUCCACCAGCCCUCCUUCACUCUCCUCCUCCUCCUCCCCGUUCCCGGUCCCUGCCCCUGCACCACACUGAACUCGCCCUCUUUUCCCCCACUUCUCUGCUCUCCUCUCACCUCUCUCCCCUUCUCUUUUCUCCCUCCCUAAGGAGAUAAAAUAGCAAAAGCAAAAAAGUGUAUCUUAACGCAGCCUCACCUUCUCGCCUCCCCUCACCAGCCUAACCAGCAAACUCCGAGGAACUAACAGAACCCGAACUCCCACAUGGGUCCGCGCUUCUGUAACCACACACCUUUCCUGUUGGCAGAGCUGGUGUCCUCACGGGCCUCAGGCUGGCUGCUGGCACUGCCCCAGGUGCACGACAGCAUCCUGCAAGCUGUGUAGACGCCCCAGAGAGGGGCUUUCUCAGCCCCUGGCCUCCCCACGUGGGUGCACAAGGUGUUUAAACCAGAGUUCUGGGUUGCAGGGGGCCUCCCCAAAGCCCCCAGCCUUUCUCUUUCCUUUGCUCUGAGUUAAAUGAAUCAAUGACACCCCUUGCCCCUGAAACUCUCUCUCUCUCUCUCUCUCUCUCUCUCUCUCCUUCUCUUGCACCGACUUCAUUGUGUUGGGAGUAUAGAUCCCCAUCAUGGAUCUCAAACUUUACAGAGUGACAGAUCCUGACACCAAAGGCUUUGUCCCAUCAUGGAUUCUUCAGUCUUUCUUCCAAAAUAAAAAAUGUUUUAAAGGAGGAAAAGGCAACGGGGACAAAUGUUGUAAGUUUAGGGGUCCGACAGUCUUCAGUGCCCUGUGAGAAUGGCUUGAUUUCUCUGGAUUUCCAGGAAGUCUUACCCCAUGAAAAUCACCUCCCUCUGUCCAACACCCCGUCAUUAGCUACAGAAGCCGUCAGACAGACACUGAAACUCACUUUCUCCAGCCACACACCUUGUAACCUUCCAUUUCAGUGCCCUCCACCCCUAGCUCCCUUGACAAGUCAUGGGAAGUCACUGAUUUCUCGCCUUGAAUAACCAUUUUCUAGACACAGAGUACUUAGUAUUUCCACCUUCUCCGAGAUGGCCAGUGGCUUCCUGGCUGCCAUCUUCCCUACUGACCCUCUCUCUCCCCAGUGGCCCCCUUGGUGCCCACUCUCAGCCCACCUCCUUUUCAUGGUUGCCUGUAGGAGAAAGCAUGCUGGCUGUGUCGCCCAGGCCUAGCGCUGGUAUCGGUGCUGGAAUCAGCAUGCAGCUAGCUCACGGUGCCCCCGGUCCGGGCACACGGUCUCCCAGGCACGUGUCAGCACCUCCCUGCCCUCUGGUGCAUGCAGAACCACCCAUCACCAUUCUUUGUGAUGAUGUAGGCAACAAUAAAGUAGCAAUAUCC
Camelus dromedarius (Arabian camel) is the source of this 4628-nucleotide messenger RNA. It is a transcript of the gene RPH3A, whose product is annotated as rabphilin 3A. Gene Ontology annotation, cellular component: postsynaptic membrane; extrinsic component of synaptic vesicle membrane; synapse. Gene Ontology annotation, molecular function: small GTPase binding. The transcript has 21 exons. Bases 515 to 2584 code for a protein of 689 amino acids. Gene Ontology annotation, biological process: intracellular protein transport; regulation of calcium ion-dependent exocytosis; exocytosis. The record is from RefSeq and is a predicted model, not a curated record. Lineage: Eukaryota; Metazoa; Chordata; Mammalia; Artiodactyla; Camelidae.